Talaromyces atroroseus is the source of this 1902-nucleotide messenger RNA. RefSeq names its product Mitochondrial Rho GTPase 1. The coding region runs from base 1 to 1902 and encodes 633 amino acids. NCBI's taxonomy places the organism in Eukaryota, Fungi, Ascomycota, Eurotiomycetes, Eurotiales, Trichocomaceae. Gene Ontology annotation, molecular function: GTPase activity; GTP binding; calcium ion binding. The record is from RefSeq and is a predicted model, not a curated record. The transcript has 2 exons. Gene Ontology annotation, cellular component: mitochondrial outer membrane. Gene Ontology annotation, biological process: mitochondrion organization; small GTPase-mediated signal transduction; regulation of mitochondrion organization.
AUGGCUACAGUGCGAAUUUGCGUUUGUGGUGACGAAGGCACCGGCAAAUCCAGCUUGAUUACCUCCCUCGUCAAGGGCGUCUUCGUCACGAAUAAGAUCCAACCAGUGCUUCCACAGAUUACUAUUCCUCCUACGAUUGGCACCCCGGAAAAUGUGACAACCACAACGGUGGUCGAUACGUCGGCACUUCCUCAAGAACGUACCAACUUGGCCCGCGAGAUCCGCAAGUCAAAUGUCAUACUCCUUGUAUAUUCUGAUCACUAUAGCUAUGAAAGAGUGGCUCUUUUCUGGCUACCGUAUUUCCGCUCGCUUGGAGUAAACGUUCCGGUGGUGUUAUGCGCCAACAAGGCCGAUCUUGCUACGGAUACAAGUGACGCGCAGGUGAUCGAUGAGGAAAUGCUACCCGUGAUGGCUGAGUUUAAAGAGAUUGACUCGUGUAUUCGCUCAAGUGCUCGGCAGCACCGGAAUGUUAACGAAGCCUUCUUCCUUUGUCAAAAAGCAGUGACGCAUCCUAUUGCCCCUUUGUUCGAUUCCAAGGAGUCGGUUCUUAAGCCUGCCGCCGUCGCUGCUCUGCAACGUAUCUUUUACCUAUGUGACAAAGAUCGAGAUGGCUUCCUGUCUGAUAAGGAAAUUGAAGAUUUCCAAUUGAAGUGCUUUGGGAAACCAUUAAGCGAGGAGGACCUUAUUCAUAUCAAAGAGACGAUCCAAAAGGCCUACCCGGAUUCUGUGACGCCAGCCGGGAUAACUUCGCGGGGCUUCCUUCACUUGAAUAAGCUAUAUGCAGAAAAAGGCCGUCAUGAAACCGUGUGGAUUAUCCUGCGAACUUUCCAAUACACCGAUAACCUGUCAUUGCAAGAAACAUAUCUCCACCCCAAGUUCGACGUUCCACCAUUCUCGUCCGCAGAGUUGUCUCCAGAAGGAUAUCGUUUUUUCGUCGAUUUGUUCUUGCUGUCCGACAAAGACAACGAUGGGGGACUCAAUGAUUCAGAGUUGGCGUCUCUGUUUGCGCCGACCCCGGGGCUGCCCAGUUCUUGGGCAGAUGACUCAUUUCCGUCUUCUACAGUACGAAAUGAAGCAGGCCACGUCACCCUUCAAGGUUGGUUGGCUCAAUGGAGCAUGACAACCUUUACGUCUCCCAAGACGACUCUAGAAUAUCUUGCUUAUCUGGGAUUUGAACCUUCUGACCGGAGUAACCUAUCAACAACGGUAGCUCUCAAGGUUACCAAACCACGCAAAAGACGGCGUCGACCGGGCAGGGUUGGUCGUAACGUGGUUCUUUGUCACGUCUUGGGUGCUCCCGGUGCUGGAAAAUCUUCCCUUUUGGAUGCCUUCCUCUCGCGGGGAUUUAGCAAUACAUAUCAUCCUACAAUUCAGCCACGCACCGCUGUCAAUACCGUCGAGCUCCCGGGAGGAAAACAAUGCUAUCUGAUUUUGGAUGAGCUCGGGGAGUUGGAACCAGCGCUGUUGGAGAACCAGAACAAACUACUAGACCAGUGUGAUGUGAUCGCAUAUACGUACGACUCUUCAGAUCCUGACUCAUUCGCUUAUAUCAUCAGGCUUCGUGCCAAACACCCUCAUCUUGAGGAAUUACCCAGUAUUUUCCUUGCCUUGAAGGCAGAUUUGGACCGUACCACACAACGCGCAGAAUGCCAGCCCCAUGAAUUUACGGCGCGCCUGGGAUUGCCGGCGCCGCCACUUCAUGUCAGCGCUACCUGGAGUUCAAUCCAAGAAGUUUUUAUUCACAUUGCCGAGGCGGCAAUGGAGCCUAGCACCACGUUCCCGCGGACUGAAGAGGACUUGGAAAGCAAAUGGAUGGCUUGGGGGAUUGCUCUAGGCGCCGUGGUCUGUGCCGGUGCUGCCGCUGUAGCGAUAUGGCAUCGAGUAAACAGUAGCAGCUCCUAG